AUGCGUAUAUUAAUAUUUUCCAUAGCAUUUUUGCUAUGCAGUGUUUAUGUGACCCAAGCAUUUGAGGACACUACACUUGAAGAUGAUGAUUUUGCUGAAUUUGAACAAUUCGAAGCAGAAGAUGGCACAGAUGGAGACUUCAAUGAAGAAGAUGUGCCAGUGUUAAAGCAGAAAUUGUCUUCAAAUAAAGAUCAGUUCGAAGCUACAGUAGAAAUAGAAGAUGACAUCAUUGCUGAGGAUGAGGACAAUGAAUUUGAACAUUUCCAAGAUCCAGAAGAAUUUGAGGGCUUCCAAGAAACCACACCUCGUACUGCUGAGCAACCUAAAAUUACUAUAUCAAAGGUUCCCAUAACGGUGAGGCCCCGCUGGGAUGCGUACUGGUUGGAAGGUAUCCUCUGCUGUUUGCUCGCAGCGUAUGCACUGGCAUAUGCCAUUGGUCGCGCAAAGAACACAUCUAUAGCUGUCAACUUCCUAAAACUACACAAACCUCUGUUAGAUGAGAACUUUACGUUAGUCGGUGAAACGGGACUGGACGUGGUGGCGUCUGAGGAGCGCGGCUGGCGGCGCGAGGCCGAGCACUGCUUCACCAUGUGGUGCAGCGGCCGGCAGUGCUGCGAGGGGAUGCUGCUCACUCUGAAAUUAAUUAAGCGUCAAGACCUAGUGCAUGUGUUGCUGGGCGUGGUGAGGCCGACGCCGGACACGUUGCUUAUACGUGUGGAACUUGGCAAGGACGAUUGUGACCCCUUUGUGCUGUGUGUGGCGCAGAAGAAGAUAGCCACCCGACUGGCUAAGGAGAUGCAGGACUUGAGCAUGUUCUGCCCGGAGCGGCGCGCGGGCGACAAGCACGGGCUGCCGGCGGCGCUGGGCGUGCUGUCGGAGUGCGCGGAGGCCACGGCCGGCGUGCUGGACGCGCGCGUGUGCGCCGCGCUGCAGCGCCACCACGCCGCCCUGCACUACCUGCACAUCUCCGACAGAUACGCGGGGCCCAAGCAGAUAGAAGAAACGGUAGCAACUAAGCCGCCGGACACGGAAAGAGUGAUGCUAGUCAGCUUCGCGCUGGGCGCCGACGGCGGCGGGGAGGAGGUGCGCCCGCUGCUCCUACUGGUGUUCUACAUAUUGGAUAAGAUAAAACGUUUAAGAUUGAGCAAAGAGGCAUUAGCGAAAUGUGAGAAGCGUCGCACCAAAGCGGCCGAGGCGUGGGUGCGCGGCGCGCACGCGGCGCGGCAGGAGCAGGCGGCGCAGAGGCGAGAGGAGAAGCGCAAGCAGGAGAAGGAGAAAAUACUUGCGGAGGACGACCCCGAAAAACAACGCCGCUGGGAACUCAAAGAACAAAAACGUCAGCAAAAACGUAAAGCGCCGAAAAUGAAGCAACUUAAAGUGAAAGCGCUG
This is a messenger RNA of Brenthis ino (lesser marbled fritillary), 1389 nucleotides long. The record is from the annotation of a GenBank genome assembly. NCBI's taxonomy places the organism in Eukaryota, Metazoa, Arthropoda, Insecta, Lepidoptera, Nymphalidae.